This is a messenger RNA of Hypanus sabinus (Atlantic stingray), 3392 nucleotides long. Its product is annotated as differentially expressed in FDCP 6 homolog. The record is from RefSeq and is a predicted model, not a curated record. The transcript has 13 exons. Gene Ontology annotation, cellular component: nucleus; cytoplasm. The coding region runs from base 21 to 1802 and encodes 593 amino acids. NCBI's taxonomy places the organism in Eukaryota, Metazoa, Chordata, Chondrichthyes, Myliobatiformes, Dasyatidae.
CGGACUUGGUGCAGGUAGUGAUGGAGUUGCGGAGCGAGUUGCUGAAGUCCAUUUGGUAUGCGUUCACGGCGCUGGACGUGGAGAAGAGCGGCAAGGUGUCCAAAUCCCAGCUGAAGGUCUUGUCUCAUAAUCUGUGUACUGUGCUGCAUAUUCCACAUGACCCAGUGGCACUUGAAGAGCAUUUCAGAGAUGACGAUGAUGGACCUGUCUCCAGCCAGGGCUAUAUGCCGUACCUCAAUAAGUACAUCCUUGAUAAGGUCGAGGAAGGUGCCUUUGUCAAAGAGAACUUUGAUGAACUCUGCUGGACUUUAUCUGCAAAGAAGAACUACAAACAUGACAAGAAUGGAAACUGUACAAUUUCAGACCGUGAUGCCUUCAGGCUAUGGUGUCUUUUUAACUUCCUGUCAGAGGACAAAUAUCCGCUUGUGAUGGUUCCUGAUGAGGUCGAAUAUCUGCUGAAGAAAAUCUGUACGGAAAUGAAUGUGGAAUGGAAUGCAGGGGAAUUGGAUGAUUUCUUUUCCCAGGAAAGCUUCCAUCAGAAUGGAAUAUCCGUCUGGGUGUUUUUGGAGUGGGUGAAUUCCGGAAGGUUUACCAGAGGAAUUGAAAGAGAAACAGUUACAAUGGCAGUGGAAGAAGUCUAUCAAGAAAUUAUCGAGGAUGUGCUUAAACAGGGCUACUUGUGGAAGAAAGGCCAGUUGAGGCGCAAUUGGACAGAGCGGUGGUUUAUUCUCAAGCCAAGUACUCUCUCCUACUUUGUGAGUGAGGAUCGGAAGGAAAAGAAGGGCAGUAUUCCACUGGACCGGAACUGCUGUGUUGAGGUUCUAACUGACCGAGAUGGCAAAAGGUGCAUGUUCUGUGUGAAGACCCCAUCAAGGACGUAUGAGAUGAGUGCAUCAGACACAAAACAGCGACAGGAAUGGACAACAGCUAUUCAGACAGCUAUACGGCUACAAACAGAGGGAAAGAAGUCAUUACACAAGGACUUAAAGCAGAAAAGACGUGAUCAGAGAGAGCUUCGAGAAAAGCGAAGAGCAGCGAAAGAGGAAGAGCUGCAGCGACUCAAACAGCUUCAGGAGGAAAAGGAAAGAAAGCUGCAAGAACUAGAAUUACUUAAGGAGGCUCAGCGACAGGCAGAAACAUUGCUAAAGGAGGAGAAUCAGCGAAGGAAACAACAGCAUGAGGAAAUGCAAAGGGCACUGGAGAUACAGCUUCGACAAGCUGAACAGGCUCGAGCCAACAUGCAAGCAGAGAUGGAAUUGAAGGAGGCAGAGGCGGACCGUCAGAAAAAGCGGAUUCAUGAACUAGAGGAAUUGCAGAAACAGCUGGAGGAGGCUCUUCAUGCUGAAGUUACUGCUCGGCAGGACGAGGAAGCAAAGAGAUAUGCACAGACCAGGUUGCUGACUGAGGAGGAAGAGAAGAUGAAAGAACUCAUGCAGCUGAAGGAAGAGCAGGAAGAGCUAAUAAUAAAGACCCAGAGAGAAAAGCAAGAGUUAAAGCAAGAAAUGGAAAAUAAAACCAAGAUUUUAGAGGAGGCUCAGAAACAACUGGAGGAAGUGCGGGUCAACAGGCAGCGAGCAGACCAGGAUGUGGUGGCUGCACAGCGAAAAUUACGCCAAGCAAGUUCACAUGUUAAACACUGGAAUGUCCAGAUGAAUAGACUAAUGCAUCCAAUUGCACCAGGAGAAAUAAUGAACCGCAAAAAGACCACUGAAAGUUUGAAGUCAGACAAAAAACGCCCUCUCGCAGGAACUACGAGUGGAUCAUCUUUCCGAGGAGCGGGAGGGCAGAGGCUAGAGGAAUAAAAUCGCCAGGAAGGCCUGAAGAAAUAGGUUGUGCAAUGGCUGGAGGGUGAAGAAAUCAUUGUCAACUGUCCUUUAAGCACAAACUCAUAAUAGAGUACAUUCUUUAAGUGAACAGUUGAAAUGAAAUUCAGUGGAAAUAAGAAACCUGUUUCAGCAAUCACCAUUGAGGACCCAGAGUAUGCUCCAUAUUUCACAAGGAAAACUGUGUUGAACUUGGUCUGAAUAUCAGCUGGUUUGGUAUAGUUUGAUUUCCAUAUUUGCGUCAUCAUAUAGUUCAGACUCACCCAACAUAAGGCAUGAAAGACCGACAACAAGAGAAGAAAGUCAGUUGAUAUCUUAAUCUUCUUCCAAAGGAAUAAAUGAUCGUCCAACAUCCUGACAUUCUCUGAAGCAAUCAACAAAACUCUGCAUUCAAUAGAAAGCACUGAAUAAUGUUUUCUUUCUCAGAAAGAACAAGGACUACAAAAUAAGAUUGGACCAUUAUCAUAUUUGCAUUGCUGAUAGUUUAGGAAUUUAAAUACAACGUUGAAUAACAAAAACAUCUGUGUUUAAUAAUGAAUGUCUAGUUCUAAAUGAAUCUACUUGUGUCCAGAAAAGGUUUAAAUGUUACUUUAACAUCAAAAGUUUGCUUUUAAAAUCUGUCCAUUUAUAAUCCAAUUUAUUCACAUUUUUUCAAUAUGGAGACACUCCUUGUUAAAUAACUUAUUUUUUCAUUUUAUGUUCCUUAACAACAAGGGAGCCCUCAGACUUUGCACAGUCUGAUUUUUGGUCUGAGUAGUGUAACACAGUACUUGCACAAUUUACAAAGUAUAAAUUGAUCAAGUAAGUUAAUUUUAAAUUAAAUAUUUCAGAUCGAUUGUAAACUGCUUUGAAACUCUGGGUUCAUAGAAUUGUAUCUGAAUGAUAUUAUAAACGUAAAUGUGAAGAAUGUACAGAAUCAAACAUUUCCUUGAUAGCACUGUUCCCCCUAAGCUGUGGCAACGCAGUAACUGAAAUGCUGCUGCACACAUAACCUUUGUUGCCACGCAUCUGGAAUGUUCUUCUAUAUAAAGUUUUAUUUAAGUUCCGUGCAGUUUUCAGGCCACGUAAUAAUUUCCUACUCAGAGCAAUGGUUGGUCUGCGCAGUUGUAAAAAAAAUUAGAGGGAGUGUUGCUUGAUAGUGUGGUACAAUUGUUCAAUUUUGUACAGACAAUGUAAGAAUGCAGGGUAAAAGUUAUUUCUGUAAUUCAUAAAUAAUUGGCAGCUUUAUUCCUGCAAUAUUCUUUAAAAUAAACAUGUUCUUUAUUUUUGUGCUACAAUAAGAAAAUAUUUCAAAUUAUCUCAGCACUGCUAUUAUUUUUCUGCUUAAAUUUGUAAAAUAAAUAUGCAGUCAGUUUUGAAUAAAUACUUUCUAAAAUGCUGCCUGUGCAGCGUUUGAACAAAAUAAAAGGGCAGGGUACAAAAUAGCCCAAAUCUAAAGUUAUCUAUUUUAUAAAGAUAGGGUAGAUUUGGAUGCACACAGAAAUUUGUGAAUAUAAAUGAUGUUUAUAAUUUGUUUAGUGCCUUACAAAAUGUAACUAAUGGGAUUCCAUAAUUAAAAAAAUUGUUUUC